GGUCACUUAUCUUGGGAUGGAGAGAGUAGUAGUAAAUGAUUCUUUUCUUGCUAAGAGUUUCAUUCUUUCCAUAUAAAUAGACCAAUUAUUAACGAGUUAAUACAUCCACUCGUGUAGCAAAAUGAGUAUUCAACAUCAAAGUCGUGCCAAAAAAUAUUACAAAUUUCCCAGCAAGCACAAGGAAGAAAACAAUCUCGAUCCCGACGAGGGGAAUUCGAGGCAAUGCAGCGCCUGCAGUCUACCGAUCUUCUCGACUCCGUUCAAAGAAACAGAGUCGGGAAGCGAUUAUGUGCACGACCAGUGCAGUAUUCCGCCCAUUGAUUUAGAUGGCAGCGAUUUGCACCCUUCCUUGGAACCCCUCCGGAAGCAGCCUAAUCUCGACGAAAGCAAAUGCUCCAAAUGCGUCGCCGUUUGUGGGGAUGUGAUGUACCGUUGUCGCGGCGCAGAGUGUGGUUUCCAGCUUGACGUGACGUGCGCUGGGCCGGUCAAGAUCCUGCACCGGAGCCACGACCACAGGCUGACGGUCAACCGCUGCUCCAGAGGCUUUUCCUGCAGUGCAUGUGAGACCGAGCAUCGGCCAGGUCUGUUGUGGGCCCAGCCGACGAUGCCUUUAGUUUACGCAUGCAGUGCAUGUGAUUUCUGGCUGCAUCAGCACUGCGCUGCGUUGCCAAAUGCAAUCCAGCAUGAGCUCCACCGCCACCCACUUCUUCUCCGUUACGGGGACAUAUAUUCGAGUGGUGAGUGUGCAAUUUGUCGAGGCUGGGUCUCGAGUUGGGGGUUUUAUUCGUGCACUGUGUGUUAUUACCGUGUCCAUAUCAUGUGCGCUGUCUCAGAUGACCCGAGUUUCGAAUCAGUUCUACUUCGAGAAGCUCUGCAAGAAAAUCGAGUACCAGAGUUAGUUCAUCUUCCGGUUCGUGACGAAUACAUAAGUAUUAUUCGACACAUAGCAAAAUGCACCUCCUCCCUAAGUGAUUACGUAGUGCAGCACCAACAUCCACUAACAUUGCACCACGACUAUCCCGUCUACAAAGAUGACGAGGAGAUUGAUGACGACGACGACGUUCACCGGCUCCCUAAGUGCAAUGUGUGCGUACAAUUCAUCUCACCUCCAUUCUACACCUGCUCCCUAUGUCCGAAACUCUUUCUCCAUGAUUGUUGCGCGCGACUCCCGCGUGAGGGGGCACAUUACCUAGAAAGGGGGCGACACUAUCCCACGAGUGUGCUCAUCGACCUAAAUAGCCGGGACAAUUCUUGCCAUGGCAUCUCACAAACCUCAUGCUGCAAUCGCCUCACCAACGGAUUCACCUACUCUUUCCCCACGUACAACAGAGACGUCUUAUGCCGGACUCAAUCACGCACGCUGCCCACGCCAAGACGCACUCCUUGUUCGUAGGCCCAUUAGAAUAUGUGGGAGUGUGCCGCUGCUGCAACAGAUUCCUCAGCGACAAAUCCUACUACUGCACGACAUGCCGCAAUUUCGGCCUACACGCCAGCUGUGCACGUCUUCCGGCCACCGUCCGGCACGUGUACGACCCACAUCCCCUGGAGCUCAUCACGGCCCCACCUCCUCACGUGCAGCCGCAGAUCUGCGAUGCUUGUGAGGAGGGCCUUGACAGCACGCAGUGGUACUACGGUUGCGCAGAUUGCGAGCAGGCGUUCCACGUGGACUGCGUGCCCUGCUUAGAUCACCUAUCUUUGAUCAAGUACGAGUUUAUGGAGGUGCGUGUGGCGAGUCAUGAAUGCCCACUCACCCUCGUCCGCGGACACAUGGUCCGCGGCCGACGGUGUGGGCAUUGUGGGGAAGGCUACCGUAAUAAUAUGGUGGCGUUCGAGUGCUUCAAAUGUUAUUUUAGCAUUCAUCUUUGUUGUUAUGAGGAUUCCUUCCAACUAUUUCAUAACGUGUCUGAGAGCACGAGGCUAUCCUUGGAAAUGAUGAAGAAUAAUAAAUAGUUGUAGCCAAUAAAAUUGUAUCCAUGUGUAAAUAUGCAGAGGUGUUAGUUCAGUUCGUAAGGUUAUA
This is a messenger RNA of Salvia hispanica, 2017 nucleotides long. The record is from RefSeq and is a predicted model, not a curated record. NCBI's taxonomy places the organism in Eukaryota, Viridiplantae, Streptophyta, Magnoliopsida, Lamiales, Lamiaceae.